AUGGCCUCCGCCAACAACCCCGAUGCGACACUCCAUACCGCCAUCGAGUCACUCGGCGAGGACUCCUCUUAUACCGUUCACCGCCUUCGACAUGCAUCCCCUGAGCAUUUGUACCUAACCACACGUCGCUGCUUCGUUGGUCCGAUCCCCGAAGGCUGGCUCAGGAGCCAUCGCAAAGAAUGGUACAAGCACUAUCUGGGCAUCCACCAUUCGUCGAAAGCUCCUUCCUUUUCUGCCUCGUCUAACGUCGAUCGCCGUCGUCGCACCACUGGUCUCGACGCUCCAAGCACCUCUGCCCUCUAUCGCGCAAGCUUUCCCCAACCGGAUAAUGAAAUCGACGACGGUGCCGACUCGGACGGCGAGGUGACCAUCGAAGCGCCGGCCGCUCUCGACAUCCCGCGAUCAGGACAGAGUGACCCCGGUCUUUUGAGGGAGACUCCGGAAGCUGCAGAGGAAGCCCUGUCCUCAUACACGACAGCUCAUACUGUGACCUCUCCCUCCACACCGACCCCUCUUGCUACACCAAGGCCCGGCGACGCCCAGUCAGGUUACAUAGAUGCACGUCCAACCAACAACCUUCGCAGACGUCAGACUUCCGAAACCUCCUUCGUGACGGCCUCGGAUGGUGGCUCCAUCAUAAUAGACGAACCUGACAUUUCUUCUCCGACUCAAUCUGGCCCACUUAGCGAUAAUGACAGCACGCCGAGGAACAGUCCUCGAGCAGCAGACCUGCGAAGUAGUGCUUCUUUUGGGACGACCAAUCCAGCCACACCAGGACCUACCAGUUCCAACACUUUCCUCCUCGGGCCUCAGCAUAGUCCACAACUCGACCACACUGUGAGCGGACAAGACACAACAGGUGCCGGAGAAACUCCUGAGCAACAGCAAGAGGCAACAUCCAAUGUGAAUCCCGAACAACGGUCUCCUGGUCUUGUUAGAUUCAACAUCCCGGACAACCCCAUCUUGAAACAAGAGAUGCAAGUGCGAGCUAAGAUGGCGCAAGGCACGAAAUCCCGGCUGACUAGAAGGUUUACACGAGGAAAGCUGAAAGAUGGAGAGAUUGUCAAGGUAGAAAAGAUGCUCGUUCGUCUCGACAUCACGACCGGCUCGGAACAACCUAAUGAAGACUACGAUGAGAAAGACAGCCAGCGAGUCGAGACAAGAACCACCGAAAAGUGGAGGGAGUUCAUGGUCGUAUGUCGAGAGAGCCACGAAGACGAUGCUGUCUUGUGUCUGCAGAUGUACAAAACCAGAGUCAUUCCUGCCACGAAUCAAGACAAGACCAAAAAGCGAUACAAACAUCAAAUUCUGCUGGACCCAACCAAGCUCAAGGUGAAUCUCUACAGUAGUCUGGACAAAACUCUGGUGCUCUGGCAAGCCAAAGGACCUCGAACGAUCAUCUGUUUCCUUCGACCUCAAUCUACCCCCAGCGCUGUGGAGUGGUACACUUUCUUGAGAGGCGUUCUCGGUUUGCAUCGGCCACAUACUCUCCAGAUCAACAUUCCGGACCUGUGUGUUAAUCUCAGACUUGAGAAUCCGUUUGAAGAGCUUGAAUCAUCUGUAGCUCUACAGCAAGCCGCAGAAGGCGACGAAGCCGCUAUUGCCAAAACCAUGGAAGCUGAGCGAGCCAUAGCCUCGAAGAUCAUCCACCGUUGUCUAGAACUGCUAGCCCAAAAUAGCGAAUGGGACGACGUUCUCAAGACAUGGGGACACAAGUCGAAGAUCGGCCUUGCCUGGAAGCGCUACGAUCGACUGGAAUGGGUGCAUGGUAUCAACGAACAUAAGAUGUACGGAACCAUGGCUUUGCAACGAACUCACGAGUUGGAGCUGCGACCAAAGCAACACUAUCCGAUGACUGUCAAGAUGGCCAAUGGUGAAACCAUGCAGGAGCCUGCACCAGUGGAAGGCUUCCUCAUCCGCUUGACCUCGCAGAAAGGAAAUGACCAAAAGUUUGGAAAGCUGUUCUACAAGCGACUAUACUUCAGCACACAAAACAACUACCUUCUCUUCCUGCGACCAGCCAAAGCAAAACCUCCGCCACCACCAAGAAUGCCAAUGACGGAGAAUUCGAACAUACCGAGCGCCAAACAGAUUGCAGAGAAGAUUCCUCUGAUCUAUGCAGUCAACCCUUUUCCAAUGCUUGGUGACACGAUAUCGUGGUUGGCAGACCCUGUCAAAGAUGCCGAAGAGAGAAAGAGACAUGAUCGUGACGCCUAUGAUGAAGCGGAACGGAAUGCACAAUCUUUACUGGAUUGUGAUGGCUUCAUCAACCUUUCGGACAUUGUUGAGGUUCGGAACGUGGUGAGAGGCGCAACGCCGGCUGAUGAAGUUGUGGAUGAAGGACCUCAUGUUGACUUUGACGCCGAGGUCGAGGACAGUCACCACGACGAUGGAACAACAAAAGACUUUGAUGACGAACGAACGUUCGAACUUCUCAUGCGAAAUGGUUUGGUCGUAAGAUUGCAAGCGUUCAGCAAGGCUACCAAGAAAGAGUGGAUAAAACGACUUCGAGCACUGGCAAAAUACUGGGCACGACGAGCUUCUCAAGAUCUGGCUCUUUUCAAAUUCGUUCGCCAACAGAACCUCGACACUCUGAAUCUUGACAUGCAAGCAGAAGCGUACGUGGGAAUGUUUGCACACAAGUGGGAAGUCACAAAGUCAUUUGCAUCGCCCGAACUCUACAACGUAUGCGGUAUAUCGAAUUGUCGAGCGAUUCAUAGGUCAGGAAUUCUCUUCCGCAAGCCUCGUGUGCAUGGCACAUUCUCGCGCUGUCACGUCAUCCUCUGUCAUGGCCAUCUUCUUGUUUUCAAGGACACAGUGAGAAGUACCACGGGCAAGAAAGUAUCGCACAUUCAUCACGAACGUAUCGCUUCGAUCGAUCUCCGAGAUUGCUAUCUCUACUCAGGGCUCAUUACUGCAAACGAUCUGUUGUACCAUAAUCGCACGUUCGACAACAAUCGACCAGGCAACGACGCGCUUCCUCGCAUGUACCUCGAGGACGGAUGGGCAAGUGCAGACGAUGAUGCCAUGACUACGUUUGUGCUGUGGACCGGACAACACAAAGGAUGGUUCAGAGCAAGAGAAGAGGACGAAAACGAAGGACAGCAAAAGAGUGGAGGCGCUCGCAACAAGCUGAAGAGAGUGUCGCAAUUGGGCACCAAAGGCCGAGCGAUUGUUUUCAAGGCGAGGAGUCGUACUGAGCGAGAUCACUGGGUAUUGGGGAUUGAAACGGAGAUUGAAAGAUUGUCGCAGUCUGACGAGGUCCGAGUUGUUGGUGAGGAUUUAGAUGGUUGA
This is a messenger RNA of Aureobasidium subglaciale EXF-2481, 3294 nucleotides long. RefSeq lists its product as uncharacterized. Lineage: Eukaryota; Fungi; Ascomycota; Dothideomycetes; Dothideales; Saccotheciaceae. The transcript is spliced from 2 exons. Gene Ontology annotation, biological process: protein localization to prospore membrane; ascospore-type prospore membrane formation. Gene Ontology annotation, cellular component: prospore membrane. Bases 1 to 3294 code for a protein of 1097 amino acids. The record is from RefSeq and is a predicted model, not a curated record.